AUGACGGUCUGGUAUUUCUUGCAGUCUGCACUUGUGGCACUCUUUUUCGUCAAGGAUGUUUCGGCAUUGGAACGCUGCCGCCCUAUUGAGAGACUGAAGGGCCUCAACCAGGAGAUACUCGCGAUGCCGAGGGGAGGGUUUUAUGCAGGUUAUGAGUACUUCUGCGCCGAAGACGCUCCCCGGCAAUUCCACUGCCAUUGCGGAGUUGACACCAUCUGCAAGAAUAAAACAGAUGCCUGGGGUAGGAAUGUUGGGGUGUGCGCCUGUUGCCCGUGGUGGAUGAUAGUUUUAUUCGCGAUUCUCGCUCUUGUCGCGGUGGUGGCCAUCAGUACUACCCUCUACGUGUGGUGCUGCCGCGGCAAAUGGUGGUUUGAUGGAUACCCGCCACCGGUUAAAGCCAUCAUGUGCCGCCGCGGAGCCGCCACCGUGGUGCCCGCCACAGGGCCGCUGCCGCCGAACCUCUUUCGUGGCUACCGCACUUCGGAGUUUGUGAGUGAACCCACCGAGCAACCCCCGUCACGUGUGCCCCUUGCAGCCCGUGGCGGCGAGGCACCGAGGUAUUUGUACCAUGAAAAUCGCCGGCACUCAUCACCACCACAAAAUCCGCCGCAUUCGCUGCAGCAACGUCUUAGCGAGCGGAACCCUCUGAGCCAUCGCUAG
Molecule: messenger RNA, 660 nt
Organism: Trypanosoma cruzi
Lineage: Eukaryota; Euglenozoa; Kinetoplastea; Trypanosomatida; Trypanosomatidae
Exons: 1
Coding region: 1-660 (219 amino acids)
Source: RefSeq, a predicted model, not a curated record